AUGGAACCUGUCGGAGCUGUGAAAGACUUUCAACAACAUGUCGCCCAGUACAUCAAGGAAUACGACUGCUACGGGAACAGUGCAGAGAGGGACCACGUUGAGUUCAUGCCACAGAUUGAACUUGGCCGAUUCUGGACUAUCGAGAAAAUUGAAGAUGUUCUUUGCAGCACGGAGCCUCACAUCCUGGAUACCGGCCAAGAAAUCAGGGAACAUUACCUCGUUGUAUUCUCUGUCCUGACGUUCAUGGCGCGACAUCAAGAUAUAUCUGUCUUCAUUCGGUAUAAUGUGGAUGACAGCGGGCUGCCACUACUGGCAACACCAACUGCAGCCUCGGAAUCCAGCAGCGAUCGCGAAGUGUUCGAGCGAUUCCAGAAAUCCCAGUGGAAAUUUUGUCCACUGACACUCAACAUGGGUAGAAGUGAGAGAAAACCAAGCAAGAGGGAAUUAUCUCCUUUUCAUAUCAUACCAGUUUCGAAAACAGAAAGAAUUAGUCCGAGGGAGUCUGGUCAUCGUGACGAUAUCUGUCUUGACAAAGUGACGUUGCAUGAGCAAUGCUCCGCCUACAAGACUGUUGUAUUCAAGAUUCUUCGGGGUAGCAGUGACACCCUAAAGGUCAUGUACGAUAAUGAGGUUGACAUGUACAAGAACCUUAUCAAGGAAGACUCAUUCAAUCACAUCAUGAGAUACUACGGUUCUUUUCAAAGCUUAGAUGUGCGGGUAAUUAUACUAGAGUAUGCCAAUGGUGGCACUCUGGAAUCCUUUUUCGAACAUCAACCUCCUCCGCAAAGCAAGGCGGAGCGCGAGCUGUUUUGGAACUGCUUGAUGGGCCUGUCCAGAGGGUUAGAGCGUAUUCACAACCUUACUGAUUCAAAAGAAUAUUCGAAAGGAGCCUGGAUGCGAAGAGGGACCCAUCAAGACAUACAUCCACAAAACAUUCUAGUCUGUAAUGAGGGCUUCGGAAACAUGCAUGGAUUCGCGUUCAAGUUUGCAGACAUGGGAACUGGCCAUAUCCGAAGGAUGAGGUAUAAAGGUCUCGACGAAGAUGCCAUGGAUCAAGAAGGCAACGGAAUGUACAGCGCACCCGAGGCCUGCGUGGAUAACAAAGGCACAAGAGGCAUACGAGGAGACAAUGACAUCUGGGCAUUAGGCUGCGUUGCAAGCGAAGCGCUGGUUUGGUGCCUUCAGGGCGACCGUGGGCGUUGGCGCUAUCAUAACGACCGCAUCAAAGCCACACAACAAACCGUGUUGAAGGAUGGAUGCCAUGUAGGCGCGUUCCACGACGGAACAUGCGUCCUGAACACAGUGGAGGAUUGGCAUCAAAAAUCAAUCAAAGACGCCGGAGAAGAUACUGAUUUCUACACCCAGCUGAGCAGUCUCAUUCUUGGUCGGAUGCUCGUUGCUGAACCAAAGCAUCGAAUUGAUGCUGCCGAGCUCUACAACGAGUGGAACUUGUUGUUUCCAAUGCAAGAAGAUAACCGGCGACAGAUUUUCCUCGUUGAUGAUUCAGCAUCUAUGAAGAACCACAAAGAGGCUGUAGGUCGGACUUGUCGGGUUCUUGCGUAUGUUUUGAAAGAGGGGGGAGCCGAUCCAGACGAAGCAUUCGAUCUUUACUUCACGUCAGCCCAGCCGAAUGUGAGGUCAGGAAAGAGUUCGGACCUUCAGAAAGCUGUUCAAGAAUGCAAAUUCUCGGAUAAUACCUGCGACAUGCAAUCGAGCUUAGACCUGAUAGCCACCAAGGUCAUCCAAAAUCGAAAACAAGUCAGCAUUUAUGUCUUGACAAACGGCCAUUGGAACUUGCAGUCUGAGGAGAAGUUUUGUGGCGUGGAUUUCCCCAUCCGACGCCUAAUCAGAUAUAUCAAGAAAGAGGACAAGCAGAGAAAUUGGGUCGGGAUACAGUUCAUUCGGUUCUUCGACCAACCCUUCUCCAAUGAAGACAAACUUGGACAGGAGCGGUUAAUUAGACUGGAUGAAGAACUGGAGACAGAGGCUGAUCGGUAUGCUCCCAUUCCCGUGUCGAUCCCCAGGUUCAUUUCAAGGUUCCGGAGGAAAGCUAAUCCCACAUUUAGGGACAUUGUUGACACCACGGACUUUGGCAAAGACGUCCACAAAAUGCUAACAGGGGCACUCUCUCGAUGGGAAGACGCUGUUGGAGAACGAGAAAAAGACUUGGAAACAUGA
Messenger RNA from Colletotrichum gloeosporioides, 2178 nucleotides. Its product is annotated as Serine/threonine-protein kinase nekl-2. The record is from RefSeq and is a predicted model, not a curated record. Bases 1 to 2178 code for a protein of 725 amino acids. The transcript has 5 exons. Lineage: Eukaryota; Fungi; Ascomycota; Sordariomycetes; Glomerellales; Glomerellaceae. Gene Ontology annotation, biological process: peptidyl-threonine phosphorylation; peptidyl-serine phosphorylation. Gene Ontology annotation, molecular function: protein serine/threonine kinase activity; ATP binding.